This is a messenger RNA of Dipodomys ordii (Ord's kangaroo rat), 560 nucleotides long. RefSeq names its product armadillo repeat protein deleted in velo-cardio-facial syndrome-like. Gene Ontology annotation, biological process: cell-cell adhesion; cell-cell junction assembly. The record is from RefSeq and is a predicted model, not a curated record. Gene Ontology annotation, molecular function: cadherin binding. Gene Ontology annotation, cellular component: cytoplasm; nucleus; plasma membrane. The transcript is spliced from 4 exons. Lineage: Eukaryota; Metazoa; Chordata; Mammalia; Rodentia; Heteromyidae. The annotation marks the transcript as partial.
GCACACUCUGGAACCUGUCAUCCUAUGAGCCCCUGAAGAUGGUCAUCAUUGACCAUGGCCUGCAGACACUGACCCAUGAGGUCAUAGUGCCCCACUCGGGCUGGGAGCGUGAGCCCAAUGAAGACUCCAAGCCACGGGAUGCUGAAUGGACGACUGUCUUCAAGAACACAUCUGGCUGCUUGAGGAACGUGAGUUCAGAUGGUGCCGAGGCCCGCCGGCGACUCCGGGAGUGUGAAGGGCUGGUGGAUGCGCUCCUGCAUGCCCUGCAGUCGGCAGUGGGCAGGAAGGACACGGACAACAAGUCAGUGGAGAACUGCGUGUGCAUCAUGCGGAACCUGUCCUACCACGUGCAUAAGGAGGUGCCUGGGGCUGACAGGUACCAAGAGGCUGAGCCCGGGCCCCCAGGCAGUGCCACAGGCUCCCAGCGCCGGAGGAGAGAUGAUGCAAGCUGCUUUGGUGGAAAGAAGGCCAAAGGGAAGAAGGAUGGUGAGGUGGACCAGAACUUUGACACGCUGGACCUGCCCAAGCGAACUGAGGCUGCGAAAGGUGAGUGGACAGAG